Trichosurus vulpecula (common brushtail) is the source of this 4956-nucleotide messenger RNA. It is a transcript of the gene ALK, whose product is annotated as ALK receptor tyrosine kinase. Gene Ontology annotation, cellular component: membrane; signaling receptor complex. Gene Ontology annotation, biological process: protein phosphorylation; cell surface receptor protein tyrosine kinase signaling pathway; multicellular organism development. NCBI's taxonomy places the organism in Eukaryota, Metazoa, Chordata, Mammalia, Diprotodontia, Phalangeridae. Gene Ontology annotation, molecular function: transmembrane receptor protein tyrosine kinase activity; protein binding; ATP binding. The transcript has 29 exons. The coding region runs from base 1 to 4956 and encodes 1651 amino acids. The record is from RefSeq and is a predicted model, not a curated record.
AUGAGAGCACCCAGAAUGUUCCCAUCGGCGGUGCUGCCACCUCUGCUUUUGCUAUUGCUGGUUUCAAUCCCUCGGUCACUGAGCUUGGACCCUUUUGGCUUCCCCCCUGGCAGUUCCCCAACGACGGAGCAGCCCCAGCCCCAAAAGCAGCGGCCCGGACAGCAGCAGCCCCAGCAGCAACGGGAGCCACUUAGCUACUCCCGGCUCCAGAGGAAGAGCCUAGCUGUGGACUUCAUUGUGCCCUCGCUAUUCAGGAUUUAUGCCCGGGACCUGCUACUGUUGCUUCCAUCGGCACCCGGAGCCAGCCUACCCGAGGCGCGUAGUUCUCUGGCGCUGGACUGCUCGCCCCUGCUGCUGCUGCUUCUGAGGCGUCAGGGUGCCACCAGGACUGCUGCUCUGCCCCACCUACCACCCGGAGGACGAGUACUGUCCAAGGUCCUGAAAGGUGGCUCUGUGAGGAAGCUCCGCAGGGCCAAGCAGCUGGUGCUGGAAGUGGGCGAGGAAGCGAUCCUGGAGGGCUGCACGGGGACCUCCACUAGUCCUCCGGAGCAGGCAGCUGUGGCCACGGCAGGGAUGCUAGAGUUCAAUCUUACAGAGAUGUUCAGUUGGUGGGUUCGCCACGGCGAAGGGCGGCUUCGGAUCCGCCUGAUGCCGGAGAAGAAGGACUCUUUGCCAGGCAGAGAAAUAAGACUGUCUGCAGCAAUAAGAGCCUCCCAGCCUCGUCUACUUUUCCAAAUCAUAAGAAAGGCUCCAAGCUCCCUGGAAUCUUCUACAAAGAUCCCUGCUCUCACUCCAGAGCCCUUUAUCUGGAACCUAACUUGGAUCAUGAAAGAUUCUCCCCCUUUCUUCUCUCAACGUAGCCGAUAUGGUUUCGAGUGCAACUUUGAUUUCCCUUGUGAGCUAGAGUAUUCACCACCGCUACAGGAAGACAGAAACCACUACUGGUCUUGGCGCCACUUCACUUCUGAGGAGGCUUCCCAAAUGAACCUGUUCGGUGAUGGUCCUGCGGUGAUUCAUUCUGAGGAGAUGCCCAAAGGUUCUUUCCUUCUCCUCAACACAUCUGAAAACACCAAACAUACCAUUCUGAGCCCUUGGAUGAGGAGCAACAGUGAACACUGCACCAUGGAAGUGUCUGUGUACAGGGACCUCCAAACCUCUGGGAGAUACAUGGCCCAACUCCUACCACACAAUGAAGCUAGGAGAGAGAUCCUGCUGGUUCCAAAUCCAGAGACACAUGGCUGGACCAUGCUCCAUGGGAGAAUUGGAUACCUGCAGAGUCCUUUCCGGGUUUCCCUGGAAUACAUCUCAAAUGCCAACGGGAGCCUAUCUGUGGUAGAUUCUUUGUCUCUGAAGAACUGCAGUGAAGGGAUGCCACCUAUCUCCAAGAUGGCCCUGAAGAGCUCCUUCACCUGCUGGAAUGGAACAGCCAUCCACCUGGGGCAGGCUUGCAACUUUCAGAAAGACUGCUCUGAGGGCGAAGAUGAGGGAGAAUUGUGCAGAAAACUUCCAGCUGGAUUUUAUUGUGACUUUGAGGAUGGAGACUGUGGUUGGAUUCAAGGCAUGGCCAUGCCUCAUACUCCCCAAUGGCAGGUUGGGAUCUUGGAGGGUGCCCUGUUUCCAAAUCACCAAGGCUACACAAUGCUGUUUAACACUAGCAAGGCUAGCCCAACAGAAACUGUGGUCCUGACCAGUGUCAUGUUUCCUGCACCAAUGAAGAACUCUCCUUGUGAGCUCCAGUUCUCAUGGCUCAUCCAUGGAGUCUUAGAAGGAAACAUCUCUCUGAUGCUGAUGGAGAACAAAACUGGGAAGGAGCAAAGCAGGACCAUCUGGUACUUUGCCAACAGCGAAGGUUUGGGCAUCUGGCAUCAGAUGGUCUUACCUCUUUCUGAUGUGUCAGACAGAUUCUGGCUCCAGAUUGUCACAUGGUGGGAGGAAGGCUCAGGAGCCAUCAUUGCUUUUGACAACAUCUCCCUCAGCCUGGACUGCUACCUUACGAUUAAUGGGGAGGAGAAAAUAUCAAGGGAUGAAGCUCCCAAUUCAAGCAACCUCUUUGAGAAUAUCUAUAAGAAGUCUGUACAGGAGCCAAGAUCCCGGGAGAAUGGGCAUGGGGAGAACCUCAACUUUGACCCAACAGUUCACUGGCUGUUCACCACAUGUGGAGCCAGCGGGCCCCAGGGACCCACGCAGACCCAGUGCACCAAUGCCUACAGGAAUUCCAACCUGAGCGUGGUGGUGGGCAGCGAGGGUGCCCUGAAGGGUGUGCAGAUCUGGAGAGUGCCAGCCACCGACACGUACAGCAUCUCGGGCUAUGGAGCAGCUGGAGGUAAAGGAGGGAAGAACACAAUGAUGAGGUCCCAUGGUGUAUCAGUUCUGGGAGUCUUUGACCUGGAGAAGGAUGACUUUUUAUACAUCUUGGUGGGACAGCAAGGGGGAGAUGCCUGUCCCAGUGCUAAUGAAGUUAUCCAGAAGGUUUGCAUUGGAGAGAACAAUGUGAUAGAAGAAGAGAUCCGAGCCAACCAGAGUGUGAAUGAGUGGGCUGGAGGUGGAGGAGGUGGGGGUGGAGCGACCUACAUUUUUAAGAUGAAGAAUGGAAUACCAGUGCCUCUGAUCAUUGCAGCCGGAGGCGGUGGAAGAGCCUAUGGGGCCAAAACAGAUACAUUCCAUCCAGAAAGACUGGAAAAUAACUCCUCUGUUCUAGGUCUGAAUGGCAUUUCUGGAGCCGCAGGUGGCGGAGGUGGCUGGAAUGAUAACACUUCCUUGCUUUGGUCGGGAAAAUCUUUGCUGGAAGGUGCCACAGGAGGACAUUCCUGCCCCCAGGCCAUGAAGAAGUGGGGGUGGGAGACAAGAGGGGGUUUCGGAGGGGGUGGAGGGGGGUGCUCCUCAGGUGGAGGAGGCGGAGGAUACAUAGGGGGUAAUGCAGCUGUGAACAAUGACCCCGAAGUGGAUGGGGAGGAUGGGGUCUCCUUCAUCAGUCCAUUGGGCAUCCUGUACACCCCGGCUCUGAAAGUGAUGGAGGGCCAUGGGGAGGUGAACAUCAAGCUUUACUUGAACUGCAGCCACUGUGAGGUGGAUGAGUGCCACAUUGACCCAGAGAGCCACAAAGUUAUCUGUUUCUGCGAGCAUGGCACAGUGCUGGCCGAAGACGGGGUCUCCUGCAUAGUGUCACCCACCUCUGAGCCUCACCUGCCUCUCUCCCUGAUACUGUCUGUUGUGACCUCUGCCCUGGUGGCUGCCCUGGUCCUGGCAUUCUCGGGCAUCAUGAUUGUGUACCGCAGGAAGCAUCAGGAGCUCCAGGCGAUGCAGAUGGAACUGCAGAGUCCCGAGUACAAGCUGAGCAAGCUGAGAACCUCAACCAUCAUGACCGACUAUAACCCCAACUACUGUUUUGCUGGCAAAACCACAUCCAUCAGUGACCUCAAGGAGGUGCCUCGGAAAAACAUCUCCCUCAUUCGGGGUCUGGGCCAUGGUGCCUUUGGGGAAGUGUAUGAAGGACAAGUGUCUGGAAGCCCCAGUGACCCCAGCCCCCUACAGGUGGCAGUUAAGACGCUUCCAGAGGUGUGUUCAGAACAGGACGAGCUGGAUUUCCUCAUGGAAGCAUUGAUCAUUAGCAAAUUCAACCACCAGAACAUUGUUCGCUGUAUUGGGGUAAGCCUGCAGGCCCUGCCCCGAUUUAUCCUCUUAGAGCUGAUGGCUGGAGGAGACCUCAAAUCCUUCCUUCGGGAGACUCGCCCUCGCCCGAACCAGCCCUCCUCCCUGGCUAUGUUGGACCUGCUACACGUGGCUCGUGACAUUGCCUGUGGCUGUCAGUACCUGGAAGAAAACCACUUCAUUCACCGGGAUAUUGCUGCUAGGAACUGUCUCUUGACCUGCCCUGGACCAGGCAGAGUGGCCAAGAUCGGAGACUUUGGAAUGGCUCGAGACAUCUACAGAGCAAGCUACUACAGGAAGGGAGGAUGCGCCAUGCUUCCAGUCAAGUGGAUGCCCCCAGAGGCCUUCAUGGAGGGGAUAUUUACAUCUAAAACAGACACAUGGUCCUUCGGUGUGCUUCUGUGGGAAAUAUUCUCCCUUGGAUACAUGCCCUACCCAAGCAAAAGUAAUCAGGAGGUCCUGGAGUUUGUCACCAGUGGAGGACGGAUGGAUCCACCCAAAAAUUGCCCUGGGCCUGUGUACCGGAUCAUGACUCAGUGCUGGCAGCAUCUGCCUGAGGACCGGCCCAACUUUGCCACCAUCUUAGAGAGGAUCGAAUACUGUACCCAGGAUCCAGAUGUGGUUAAUACUGCUUUGCCAGUAGAAUAUGGUCCAGUGACUGAAGAGGAAGAGAAGGUGCCCAUGAGGCCAGAAGACCCUGAUAGAAUACCUCCUCUCUUAGUCUCUCCACAGCAAGAGAAAAAAGAGGAUGUAUGUUCACCAUCUGCUCCCCCUGCACUGCCCACCACUUCCUCUGGUAAGCCCUUGAAGAAAGCAAUAGCUCUGGAGCCCCCAGUCCGCAUCACCAGAGGGACACCGGUAGAAGGAGGACAUGUCAACAUGGCCUAUUCUCAGUCUAAUCCACCAACAGAGCUGCACAAAGGGCGUGGAUCAAGAAACAAACCAACCAGUCUUUGGAACCCCACAUAUGGCUCCUGGUUUACAGAGAAAUCUGCAACCAAAAACAAUCCCCUGACAGAGAAGGAGCAGCCUGAAAAGGGUAAACUGGGGCCAGAAGGACACUCCAGCACAGGGCCACCUCGUGUUGUCCCUGGCAGACUGCCAGGGUCCUCCCUGCUCUUGGAGCCAUCUUCCCUGACUGCCACCAUGACGGAAGUGCCUUUGUUUAGGCUCCGCCACUUCCCUUGUGGGAACGUCCACUAUGGAUAUCAGCAGCAAGGCUUACCGUUGGAGGCCACCCCAGCAGCUGGCAGUUACGGGGACUCCAUUCUUAGAAAUCCGAGUAGCGUGACCCAGCCUGGUCCCUGA